GACAGAUGCAGAGGUCUACGUCAACCGGAUGGCCAUCGAGGAGUCUUUGGGCCUGUCUCAGGUGCUUCCUGCCGAAGUGGAGGAACGGCCUACGCCUGUGGAUCGUGGCUCCAGCACUCCGCUCAGCAAGCAGAGUGUCAAGAGGCUUUUGAAGAGCUUGCUGAGGAGCUUCAGCGAACCCGACUUCCAAGAGGCCAUCGAAAAGCUCCAGCAGACCGCCGACGCUUCGCCCCAUCCGUGCCGCGACCAGGGCUACUAUCAGCUUCCAGGGCGCGCAGCGCUGGCCUUCCCGGUGCAAGAACAACUCUUGCCCUGCUUUGGCCUGCCAGGCUCACGGCAGGGUGUCCAGCAGAUGAUCGCCCGUUGCGCAUGCUUUUUGGAGGACGAGGAGGUGGUGCAAUUGAUGGACUCCGUCAACAUGAAGCUGGGCAUGUCCCCCAGCGCCGCCGCGCGCUUCCGCACCCUGGCCAUGGAGCUGAAGUGAGGCGGUCGGCUCCCGUGGGUCGGCUCCCAUGGGUCGGCUGCGCGAUCGAGGAGGGUCCGGGAAGAGGAGGUCGGCCAUGGGUGAGCUUCGUGACCGGUUGACUUAAAUUAGUGAGUGAGAGAGUGUAAAUGGAAAUUCCCCUUCGAGUGCGAGGUGUGAGCUGAUGUGAGUACAGUCCGGGACUUCAAAGAGAGAGAAGAGACAAGGUAGGACCGUGCAUGGCACCUCUGUGCUGCAUCUGCAAAAAGCAGGACAAGAUUCAUUCGAUCCUGCAUCUGCAGGCAUCUCACCCCAACCGCUUUCCACCCCUUUCGGUGGCUCCGUGGUGGAGUUCGGAGUUCGGAGCUCGGUUCGGUUUUCGCUUUGGAACGGAGCGGCUCCGUGUCGUGGGGUCUAAAGGACCCCAAACGUCCUCGAAUCCUCAAGACGUUCUGGUCGAAAGCGAUGUAGUCAAGUCUAUGUCUUAUUUAUGGCUGAUGAGCAGAUGGGUAGUAGUCUCUUUAGGUAGUCAAGCUCUAUCUCACUCUCGUUCUUCAAUCCUUUUAUCAUUAUGAUAUAUCUUAUGUAAUUCUCAUCAUAUAGUAGGUUGGAGGCCAUCGCUGUUUCCUUGGAGCUUCGUUAGGGGAACACGCAGUGUCCGUGCCAUGUCUGUGCCGUCCAAGAAAUUGGUUGGAAGCAGAUCUCAAGUGAAAGUUGCUGUUCAGACUUGUACUUGGUCACCGUUUCGGGGCACGAAGGGGGUUGCACCUCCCAAAAGCCAAGGUCCCAGACUCUCAGAGCUCUUAGAGCUCUCAUUUGGAGACUCCGUCCGUCCAUGGCACCAGGUGCAUCCAGGUGCACUUGAAGGAGUGCCAUGGAGGUCAGCGAGGUUGCGGAAAGCUAAAGUACGGAAGAGGCCUUCCUCAGACAUCUAGUUCUGGCAAAGCUGCCGCUGCCUCUGCCUCUUUCCAAUUUGAAGUGGCGCGAACGCCGUCACUGGGAAUCACACGUUUUAGCCUAUGUUGCCAGGGUUGGGUAUUAGACGGCC
Durusdinium trenchii is the source of this 1511-nucleotide messenger RNA. NCBI's taxonomy places the organism in Eukaryota, Dinophyceae, Suessiales, Symbiodiniaceae. The record is from the annotation of a GenBank genome assembly.